GCGUAAUCUUGUUUCAUGUAAAUAGAAAUAGGCAGACCAGAUGGUGACAUGGCAGUGUCAUGUUCCAUUGAUGAGUUUGUUUUAUUUUUGAAUGGGUUAAAUUCUAUAUAAAAAUAUAAUUUUUCUAUUAUAAAAAACCCUCAUUUCGACGCAAAAAACCCUCAUUUCAAGGAUAAGAGAGCUCCACCUUCUCUCUCUUCUUUCUCAACAGUCUCUCUCUAGAGGCCAAAAGAAAAGAAUCCCCCUUUUCUCUCUCUCCUUUCGCUAGGAUUCGUCGUCUUAGGGUUUCUUCAAAAUUCGCAGUCAAAUUCUACUCAUCUCCCGACGAAUCAAUCCUCGAAGCUUCCCUAAUCUUCUUUUCCCAAAGCUUCUCAAUCUUCCGAUUUGGUUUUCUUCGCCUGCCGCUUAAGAUCUAGCUCGAAUCUCGCAUCCCCUUUUCUCUCUGGUCAGAUUUCUCCAGGGACUAUUCACGUGCGGACAGAUCUGACCCGUAUUAAUUGCUCUAGUUGCUGGGAGAGUAUAAUGGUGGAAGGGAAUCAUCAUCAGUAAGGCAUAAAAUCUCUUUCUAGCACCUUUAUGGGAUCCCCCAUUAAGAUCAACUCAAUAUCCAUAGAUCUCAAAACCGCUGUCAACGAGACUGAUGUGGCCAAAUGUGAUCAUUUCUCCAUGCGUGGAUUCGCAGCUGAAACCCGUAAGAGUGACCGUAGAAAAUCUUGGCCGUUUUCUGAGGAAAGUGUUCGUUUGUCGGACGAACAAAACGAUUCUAAUCCUUCUCAACCUUCUCGAAAGCAUAAAUGGUGGGGUUGUGAGAGCUGUAUCAGAGAUAUAGAUCUUUCUGGCACAAAAGAUUCUCCGCAUUCAAACCCAGUAACGCUUGGUGGAAAGCCUUUGGUUAUCAUAAGUGCAAGCGAUUUAGUAACUGUCACUGGUCACGAAAUUGAAAGGAUGACCGAUAAUUCAGUUAAUGCUGUAUUUAAGGAGAAUGAAGAUGUAAACAUUGAGAGAUCUCAGGAGCAUGAUCAGACAGCUCAAACAGUUGCAGCUACUACGUUAGUCGAGAACGUUCACCCUCCAUCUAUGGAUGACCAGACAGCUCAAACAGUUGCAGCUACUACGUUAGUCGAGAACGUUCACCCUCCAUCUAUGGAUGCUUCAACCUCUAGGAGGAGCAAGAGCAGAAAGCUUGAGAGUCAAAAGCCAGUAGCCAACAAGAGACGUAAAGUAAGAGCAAAGAAACCAUCAUCAGUGGAUAUUAGCAGCUCGAAAGGGAAACAAACUGUGGACCAGGCGGCAGCAACAGCGUUGGGGUCAUCUGAGAUAGCCGGCGUGGCCGAGAAGCCGCGGCUGCCAAACGCAAGCAAGAAGCGCAGAGGCAGUUGUGUUGCGGUGGAAAGCGUUAAAGCGUCAUCAGCAAAGAAUAUGAGUGGAUCGCAGACAAGGAAAGUUCCCAGGCUUCGUCGACUGAGCGAUAUUGAAGACACGACCAGACCCAGUGGUGGUAGUAACAACAAUCCCAGAAAAGAAGAGCCUUCUUCCAAAACGGAAUCGGUCAGAGGCAAAAAAAGAAAGCUGCCGUUACCUGAAAACAAUGAUGUCAGCUGGACAUUAGGCACGAAUGGGGUAGCUCCUGACUCUGAUCAAGGUGAUGGUGAAUCAACUGAUAGUGGGUUUGACAGAGAUCCUAUCAAGGGUAAGCAGAAGAACCCGAGGUUUCAGAUCGUUGACGAGUUUGUACCAUCACAAGAGGAGAUCCGUGAGAAUGAAGCAGAUCCCGGUACGAGUGCUUUACCAACUCCGGUGGCCUCUUUAUCCAGUGGGAAAGAUUCGGUUUCUUGUUCUCGGAGUGCGAAGAAGACUACUCCCAGAUUAUCCAAGAAGAAGAUGAAGCCAGUCAUAGGUAACGGGAAGAAGACCCUCACUACCGGUGCGGAUGAAGGAAACCAGGUGAAACCGGGAACCGGUCCAUCCACAAACGCAAUUUCCCAACCGACUCGGGAUCUGUUGAAGGAGAAGGUGGGCAGUUUAUUCGACGACGACCGUCUGGCUUCAGAAGGAUAUGUCAGAAAAUCUAGCACCCCUCAGGCAAAUGAUAAGCCGGUCCUUUCUUUGCAAGUGCAAGACAGUGAUCAUGUGAGGGCAAAAGAUGCAGAAGCAAACAACUCUCUUCCAGUUUCUGCUCCAUCUUCUAAAUCCAACACAGGAGCGGACGUUGUUGACUUAGGCAGCAACAGCAACAAUGCGAAUACAUCGUCGGCUUUCCGUAACGUUACCCCAAGACACACCCCUUCUUCUACUGAAGUAGCUCCUGAUCUGUCUUGUGUGCUUCAAAAGGAUGCUGACAGAAAGGGGAAGAGAAUAAUGGUCGAAGAGAAUGAUGAAGCUUCCGGAAGCCAAAGCCACGAUGCAAAGGAGAAUAACGAUGAUAUCCCCAUGGAGAUAGUCGAGGUCUUGAGGUGUCUCCCCGACAAGCAAGAGGGCGUUAGCAACAAACAGCCACCACAAGAACCGGCACCCAAACCCAAGAAGGCUCUGAUGAUUGAUCUCAAUGUAACCUAUGAUAGCGAGGCCUCGAGUGAGGACAACAGCAUCAACAUCAGCGUCAACACAUCAAAACCGCCGAGUGAGGACAACAACAACAACAUCAGCGUCAACACAUCAAAACCGACGAGACCUUCUGACACCAGUGCAAGGAAGGAAGAACAUCUCCCGGUUGGAAAACAACAGAGACCACCUCUCGACUUCUUCCCGAUAAGUCAGUCUAAUUAUGUGCCUUCUCCGCUUGGAAGCUUCCCUCCUACGAAAGAAAUCCCAGCUAGCCCCUCCAUCGGGUAUUCCGAUCACAACCGCCAGUGGCUAGGGAACGUGCCAACCAUGGCUAGUCAGAACCUAUCUCCGUCCCCAUAUCGGAUGCUACGUGGCUGCAACACGUGCCACACUCUCCCUCAUCAAUACAGAGAAGCAGCUCCUCAUCAGAUUUGGCCAUCUUCCAUGAUGCCACCACCACCACCACAGAGUCUUCACAGGCCAUCUUCCAUGAUGCCACCACCACCACCACCACCACAUGGUCUUCACAGGCCAUCUUCCAUGAUGCCACCACCACCACCACAGGGUCUUCACAGGCCAGCUUCUUUCAACAUGGAUCAGCCACCGAACCUUGGUAUGCUUUCACAAGCAUCAUCCGGCAACGGAAACCCAUGGAACGGCCUCAACUUUGUUGCCUCCAACGGGAAGCAAAAAUGUGGGCCUAACUCAGAGUUCUCAUUUGCCUGCAAACAUGGUGGUGGUGUUGGGAGUAGCAGUAGACCAAUGGACGCCUAUUCGAAGGAGAGCACUAUGCCGGCACUGCAUCUACUCAGCAUGAUGGAUCCUCGGGUGAGGUCAAACGCUCCUGCUGACCACCACGGGAACACCAAAUUCACUAAAAGACAUUUUCCUCCGGUGAACCGGUUCAAGUUUCCGACAGGGGGCUCUAGUAAGACGACAUCCUACCAAACCAAGCAGACACCUUUUCAUCUCUACAGCACGACGACGUUCGCACCCGAGCCUGCACGCACGACCUUCCCCCCCGUUCAGUUACCUGCUUCUACUACUAAGAUACGUGUUGAGUAUGAACGUACACGUAGUAAAUUUAAUCAAGAGAAGGCAGCCAAGAGACAAGGCAAGGUUGCGCCGGUUCGCGCUAGUCGUGAGAAGCAGGUGUUACCUAGCAGCAGCAACGACCAAGGGAAAUUCCAGCUUCUCGGGGCGUCUAGUGCCGUGAAGCUCCCUUUGAAGUCUCGCAUGACAGAGAACGAGAAGAAUCGGAAGAGAAAAGCAGAGAGCAGCAGCGAUGUCUCUGCGCGGGCUUCGACGAGCAGCUCUGGACCCAUGCUGUGCAGCUUCAACAGAAACCCGGCUGAUUUCACCGUUGCUAUACCUGGGAAUAUUUACUUGUUUACGGGUGGACCCCCCGAGGUGGCAAGUCUCGGAGCCUAUAAGAGAAAGACAACCUUGUGCAUGGAGGUCGCGUUGAACCCAGCUGGUCCAGUUGCAUAAAGUGCCUAAAGUUAUACAACGUGGAAGAGAUUUGUGCAGAUACUCAGGGAUUAGCAGAGGAAGGGGGAUACAAAGAGACUAAGAGAGAGAGAGAGAGGCACCAUUGCUAUUGAAAUGAAGAAAUAAGUCAGGAAACAGUAAUUUGAACCUUCCUCCCGUUCUUGGAGAUCUGUACACAUCUCAUACACAGACACCUUUUUAUCUUUUCUUGUGUUUGGUCUCGCAUACUUUGGAAACAUUCAGCGUGUGUCAGGCCUUGUCUUUUCGUUUUUCUUUUCUUUGGGAUACCUUUUUUAGUCUUUUUUAUUUAUACAGUGUAUUAGUCUGAUUUAUGCAGUUGUAUUAGUCUUAUUUAUACAGGUGUUGUAUUAGUCUGAUUUAUACAGUUGUACUAGUCUGAUUUAUACAAUUAUUGUUACCGUUACAGCCGGUGUGAAA
Messenger RNA from Thlaspi arvense, 4473 nucleotides. NCBI's taxonomy places the organism in Eukaryota, Viridiplantae, Streptophyta, Magnoliopsida, Brassicales, Brassicaceae. The record is from the annotation of a GenBank genome assembly.